Messenger RNA from Triticum turgidum subsp. durum (durum wheat), 3183 nucleotides. The record is from the annotation of a GenBank genome assembly. Lineage: Eukaryota; Viridiplantae; Streptophyta; Magnoliopsida; Poales; Poaceae.
AUGACGGUGGCGGUGAUGGCUGUCUUACAAAUGGUGGCAUCGCCGAUCCUGAAGAAGCUCCUCACUGAUACUUCGACGUACCUCGGGGUUGACAUGGCGAGUGAGCUCCAUGACCUUGAGACCACCAUCAUGCCACAGUUCGAAUUGAUGAUUGAUGCGGCUAACAAGAACAGCCACAGGGCUAAGCUGGACAAAUGGAUCCAAGAGCUCAAACAAGCCUUCUUCAGCGCAGAAGACUUGCUGGAUGAUUAUGAGUAUAACCGCCUUGAGAGCAAAGCGAAGAGCGGGAAGGAUCCCUUGCCACGACAUGCCUGUACCACCAGCACUAUUAUGAAGCCUGUGCAUUUUGUGUCCAACCGGUUGUCAAAUAUGUCCUCCAACAACAGGAAGCUAAUUCGCCAACUGAAGGAACUGAAGGCCAUUCUGGCAAAAGGCAAGGAGUUCCGUGAUCUUGUUUGCUUACCAGCUGGCAACACUGCAGAGGGCCCUGUUGUACAAGCAGCCGUUGUUCCUCAGGUCACAUCAAUUCCACCUCCGAAUGUAAUAGGUCGUGACAAGGAUCGCGACAAUAUAAUAAACCUUCUUACCAAGCAGGUUGGUAUUGAGUCUAGUUCAGCUACAUAUUCGGGUUUGGCUAUUAUUGGAGCAGGAGGCAUGGGAAAAUCCACCUUGGCACAAUAUGUUUACAAUGACGAGAGGGUAAAAGAACAUUUUGAUGUCAGGAUGUGGGUGUGCAUCUCACGCAGACUUGAUGUUGAACGUCAUACACGGGAGAUUAUCGAGUCUGUGGUGGAGGGCGAAUGCCCACGUCUUGGUAAUCUUGAUCCUCUCCAGUGCAAAUUAAGGGGCUUGCUGCAAAACUCAAAGAAAUUCCUGCUUGUAUUGGAUGAUGUUUGGUUUGAAGAAUCUGGCAAUGAGAUGGAAUGGGAGCAACUCCUGCGUCCAUUAGUUUCUGAGCAGACUGGAAGCAAAGUUUUGGUGACUUCUCGAUCGAAUAUACUUCCAGCUUCUCUUUACUGUAACAAGAUUGUUCCUUUGGAAAAGAUGGAAGACGCCGAGUUCUUGACACUCUUCAAAAAUCAUGCCUUUUCUGGAGAAGAAAUCGGAAAUUGUAGGCUACGUCAGAAGCUAGAAGAGAUUGCAGAGAAGAUUGCCAAUAGACUGGGACGAUCUCCUUUAGCAGCAAAAACAGUGGGUUUACAGUUGAGCAGGACAAAGGAUACCACUUCAUGGAAUUAUGCUCUAAAGACGGACAACUUAAAUGAUCCCGGGAGAGCUCUGUUGUGGAGUUAUGAUAAGUUAGAUCCACGUCUGCAGAGAUGCUUUCUAUAUUGCAGCUUAUAUCCAAAAGGCUAUCGCUAUAACAUGAGGGAGUUGGUUCAUCUGUGGAUUGCAGAGGGAUUUAUUGAUUCGUGCAACGAGAACAAAAGAGUGGAAGAUAUUGGAAAAGAUUACUUCAGUGAGUUGGUCUCUGUUUCAUUCUUUCAAUCAGUUACCGAGAUAAACUCUACUACAUCCUAUGUUAUGCAUGAUCUUAUUCAUGAUUUGACACAGUCACUCUCUAUAGAGCAUUGUUUCACAUUGGAAGAUGAUAAGAUGGCAGAAAUACCAAGCACUGUUCGACACUUAUCUGUUCGUGUUGAGAGUAUGAUACAGCAUAAGCAAAGCAUUUGCAAGCUACAUCAUUUACGUACUAUUAUCUGCAUUGAUCCAAUUAUAGAUGAUGUAAGUGAUGUUUUUAGUCAGAUACUGCGGAAUUCGAAGUUGCGUGUACUAUAUUUGUCAGUCUUCAACAGUGGCAAGUUGCCAGAAUCAAUAGGUGAGCAGAAGCAUCUUAGGUAUUUAAACAUGGUCAAUACGUGGAUUUCUGAAUUGCCAAGAUCAUUAUUUACCCUUUACCACUUACAGUUCCUUAAGUUCAGUCCCAAAGUUGAGAAUUUGCCUGAAAAUCUUUGCAAUUUAAGUAAGCUGUGGUAUCUUGAAAGGCACAGUUUGUAUGGUAAUAGAAUAAAAGAUCCAUACAACAAUGCUCUGCCUCAAGUUCCUAACAUAGGCAAGCUUACUUUGCUCCAAGAACUUAGUUAUUUUUCUGUGCAAAAGCAGAAGGGAUAUGAGUUGUGGCAGCUGAGGGAGAUGAACGGCCUUGGUGGCUCUUUAAAUGUUACACAUCUUGAGAAUGUCACAAUGGAUGAAGUUUUGGAGUCAAACCUACACCAGAAAACUCAUCUGGAAAGCUUGCAGCUUGGCUGGAGUUAUAUGGAUGACAUAAAUGUAGAGGACAGUUUACACCUGAAGAUUCUGGAAGGCCUGAUGCCACCGCCUCAACUUAGGGACCUCGCAAUUGAAGGUUACAGAUCUGCAAAAUAUCCAGGUUGGUUUCUUGAGGAUUCACAUUUUGAGAAUUUGGAAAACUUUGUGCUUGUUAAUUGCACUGCGUUAGAAAGCCUACCAACCAAUGCAGAACUCUUCAGGAAUUGCUGCUCACUUCGCCUCAAGAAUGUGCCAAACCUAAAGACAUUACCUUGUCUUCCAGCAGGUCUUAAAACGUUAUCAAUUGCAAAGUGUCCACUGCUUAUAUUUGUUUCCAGCGUUGAACCAGAACAGCAUGAUCAGUGGGAGGACAUUAUGAAUACAGACCAAUUGGUAUCAAACCUUUCUUUGAUCGUGAGUGGGUUUCAGGUAUCAGACACACGGGACAUAGUAUCAUUGGAAUUUUCAUCUUUGGAGCAGUUGAUGGCAUUGAUGGAUGCGGAUAUGUCACAUCUUGAAAACAUUAGAAGUGUUAUAGAAAGAAAGGAAUUUGUGAUAAAGGAUAGCAUCAAUGCAUGGAUAUGUUGCCACAAAGAGAGGAUGAGACUCAUUUAUGGAAGGAACAUUGGGCUGCCUCUGGUUCCAACAUCAGAACUAACCCAGCUUGAACUUUCUUCAUGCAAUAUUACAGAUGGGGCAUUAGCUGUUUGCCUUAAUGGUCUCACUUCACUGGAAAUUUUGCGCUUAAAUGAGAUCAUGACUUUGACUACACUUCCGUCUCAAGAGGUCCUCCAACAUUUGACAAACCUAACAGAGCUGGAUAUCAAGUCUUGCUGGUGUCUCAGGUCAUUAGGGGGUUUACGAGCAGCUACCUCUCUUUUGGAAGAAGAACAGCACCCGCCCUUCUCUAGACUUGACAGAUGGAACAGAUGA